Messenger RNA from Amorphotheca resinae ATCC 22711, 804 nucleotides. RefSeq lists its product as hypothetical. Gene Ontology annotation, cellular component: endoplasmic reticulum membrane. The transcript is spliced from 2 exons. The annotation marks the transcript as partial. Gene Ontology annotation, biological process: GPI anchor biosynthetic process. Lineage: Eukaryota; Fungi; Ascomycota; Leotiomycetes; Helotiales; Amorphothecaceae. The record is from RefSeq and is a predicted model, not a curated record. Gene Ontology annotation, molecular function: hydrolase activity, acting on ester bonds.
CGCCUGCUUCUCUGGGAUUGCCCAGCUGAAUGUGACUAUACCUGCCAGCACAUAAUCACCGAACAACGCGUCGCUGCCUCCGAGCCGGUCGUCCAAUUUCACGGAAAAUGGCCUUUCUACCGCUUCCUGGGCAUGCAAGAGCCCUUCUCCGUCCUAUUCUCUCUUUUCAACUUCCUUGCGCACUAUAACGGCCGCUUGAAGGUCCUCUCCAACAUUCCAGAAUCGUACCCGAUGCGCCGAUACUACAUCCUCCUCUCAUACUUUGGAAUGGGCAGUUGGGUUUUUAGUAUGAUCUUCCAUACGCGAGAUUUCAAGAUUACUGAAGAGCUGGACUAUUUUGCUGCUGGCGCAAGCGUUCUUUACGGCCUGUACUAUACACCGAUCCGAAUCUUCCGGCUCGACUUGGGAGGGGAAAAGACGCAAUCCAUAGUCCGCCUGUGGACACUUCUCUGCAUAUUGCUAUACACCGCACACGUAACCUACUUGAAGUGGUAUUCAUGGGAUUACACGUACAACAUGGCCGCCAACGUGGUGGUAGGCGUCAUCCAGAACAUAAUGUGGAGUUGGUUCAGUUGGAAUAAAUACAAGGAGUCAGGUCGCUCUUGGACCAUGUGGCCGGGACUCGUAGUUGCAUGGGUUAUACUGGCCAUGAGUUUGGAACUGCUGGACUUCCCUCCAUGGUUGGGUUGCUUGGAUGCCCAUAGCUUGUGGCAUCUGGGUACUGUGGCUCCCACCGUCGUUUGGUACAAUUUCUUGCUUAAGGAUGCGCAAGAUGACAUGGCUAAGCAAAGACUAAAGGCCUGA